Molecule: messenger RNA, 546 nt
Organism: Priapulus caudatus
Lineage: Eukaryota; Metazoa; Priapulida; Priapulimorpha; Priapulimorphida; Priapulidae
Source: RefSeq, a predicted model, not a curated record
CCUGAGAAAUGGUGGAUUUUCUGUGCAAAUGGGAGCAGAAAAUCCAUUUGUAAGGAUUCCUGUUGACCAGACCAUUGAGGAGACGGUGAACAAGGACACACAGACUCCAGGAGGCACAAAAGGUUUCAGUCUCAAGCCCAAUGCAGUCCACAGACACUACCUUACAGCUGAGUACAGGAGUUCGUUCCUGAGGCUAUUGCGAGCUACACUUGGAAGUGAGAGAUCGUUCCAUCACCCUGAUCUUAGUACACCAAGAAUCAAGAGGGAUGAACGGGAUGUUUGUGCGCUAGUUGAAAUGCUUGAGGGGAACUGGACCAAUCUAUUUGAUGUCUCUGAGCUUAUCAGCAUCUCUACCGGCAUUGUUGCACCUGCCAAUGUAGCGAAAGACCUCCUAGAAGCCAAGGAUAAAGGUGUCACUGCGUACAAGGAGUUCCAUCAGGAUAGACUGGGUAUGGAUGCCAAGAAGGACUUCUUUGAGCCACUGAAGCGGCAGAAACUAAAGACGUUCAGUAACUUGAAGGUAAAGAGGACCUAUCAAACUCAGGG